ACAACCAAUCUACACGCACAACAACAAGAACAACAAAAUGUUUACAAAAUCGAUCCUUUUACCUUUUCUUCUAAUAAUAAUCUUCGUCUCAGCAUCUCAAGCUAGUCGUCAACUUUGGGAUGGUGGAUUCAGUCAGAUGUUUGGAUCCAAAUCUGGGUUUCAUGGGUUUUCGGGGACCUCUGGUGGUUCUGGAGGAGGAUUCGCUUCUGGAGAUGUGAUGAAUCCGACACAUACCUGCUCGGCGCAAGGACCUUGUAGCGGUAAGAAACUGACGUGUCCCGAGCAGUGCUACAAAUCAACCAACGUUAACAAGGAUGGUUAUAAAAGCACCAGCCGUAGCGGAGGAUGUUCAUUUGACUGUACGACCAAGUGUACCGCAUCUUGUUCAAAUUAAAAUGUUACUUUGUACAUAUAUGUAUUACAUGCAUGUUCUUUUAUUAUUUUGGUAUGUUAUGCUAUAGCACUAUAUAGUCUAUGUAUAUAUAUGAAUAUGAUAAAAGGGGCAGUUGUAUUGGAGAGUUUGUGUCUUCGAUCCUUUGUAUGGUUCUUGAUUAGCAGCUUUUUAUUUAUCUAUGUAUAUAA
Messenger RNA from Camelina sativa (false flax), 582 nucleotides. RefSeq lists its product as uncharacterized. Lineage: Eukaryota; Viridiplantae; Streptophyta; Magnoliopsida; Brassicales; Brassicaceae. The record is from RefSeq and is a predicted model, not a curated record.